Molecule: messenger RNA, 2441 nt
Organism: Brassica napus (rape)
Lineage: Eukaryota; Viridiplantae; Streptophyta; Magnoliopsida; Brassicales; Brassicaceae
Exons: 3
Coding region: 1590-2441 (283 amino acids)
Source: RefSeq, a predicted model, not a curated record
AACUUUAGGGUUGAAACGCAGAAUCUAAAUAACUUUGUUUCUGGAUUCUUUUUAAAAAGUUUUAAACUAAUUAAAUUUAUACAUACAUACUUAUACAUUAGAUAGUAUUUACUUGAAACUUCCAAGCUUUUUCUCAAACCAAAGAUUAACAAACAAAUAGUCUUCAACCUCCAGUAAAACCUACUAUCCAUAUUGUAAUGAUGUGUCCAACUCUUCACCUAAUCGUUGUUACACUAUCAUAACUUAUUUAUCUAACCAGUGCAUCACUAUUCGAAAUUAACUAAUGAAUCUUUUUAGCACCACUAACAAUUAUUCACUUAAUUUUGUGCAGCACCAUUAUACGACUUUCGGUAUAGGUCAGCGACAUCCUUAUUUGCAAGGUCACUUUCAAACAUUUUUGUGACAACCCGCCCCGUGGAAACUACUUGCUCCGUGGGUCCCAGAUUCACAGCGCUGCAGUGCACCAACCCUGAGACCUACGGGGCAGGUAGUUCCCACGGGGCGAGUUGUCACAAUUUUAAUAUAACAUUAGAGUCCGAAUAUCAUUUUUUCAAUUGAAUUCAUAAUUAUCGAUUUUGGGGAUAUUUUAAUAUUUUGUAGAUUUCUCACCAUCUCUUACUGAUACUAAUACAUUUUAAUCAACAUAAUCAUCUUUUCCGAAAACGAUAUUAAGUUAAGUUUUUGCUGAAUAAACCUCUUUAAACAUUCUAUUAUGACAUUGUAACUUCCAAAAAAUAACUAUUUCUAGUUUAUUGACUAAGUUAACUAAACCCAUUAAGCUACUCAAAAGAAUAUCACCAACACCAAAGAAAGUUGCAAUUUUUUUGUCACCAUUUACCUAUCGAAAAUCAACCUUCAUCUUUUUAAACAAAAAUAUAAGAUGCUAAACUAUUUCUUUGUCGGCCAAAUAUUUCAUUAGAAUAUAUUUUACAUAUCAGUCCACUUUCUUACAUACUUUCCAUUAUGUAGCAUACAGUUGGUAGCAUAGCAUAUUUUGUAAUUUUAUCCACAUCAAAAAGUUUGUUGCGAGGUAGAUGAACAAAAUUAUAUUUAUCAGUAGAUGAUAGUGAAAGGAUAUCUUUGAGAUAGAUAUAUAUCGAUGCAUCAGACAGUGUUCAUGAUUGAGCUUGAUAAAUGAUCAUAUAGGCCUUUUAGUAUUACCUUUAAAAGUGACUUUUGUAUAUCUGAGUUUUCUCAUCUCCACCUCAGCCAUCGCCCAUCGACAAUGCUACUGCCUCAGCUUGCUAAUCUGUUUAAGUUCGUGUUAGCUAUACUGAGUUGAAGAGUCAGUUUUAUUUAUUUAAACCAACGUUUCUUAUAAAAAUCAAGACAAAAAACAUUAUCUCAAGAUACACAGUUUUAUCUAAAACAUCCACAUAUCAUUCAUCAAAUAUGUGCUAUAGACGACAAGUAGAAAAUGACAUGAAACGACUUUUUCAACCGUUGCGUAUGUGUGACUUGAAAAGAAAAAUUGUUGUACCUCGAAGAUAUUCGAAAAAGGAAAAGUCACCACUCAACUCACGUUCAGAAAUUAAAGCAUCGACAACAAACAAUUUAUAAGAGAACUAAUAUCAAACAAUGCAUAUAAUAUGGCAAACAAUAAUGAUAACAUUUUGACACACGUCACACACUUCGACACAUAUAUAGAGACUCUAUUGCAAGUCAUUUCUUGCACUCUAACUUUUUCCAAGACAAAGAAAACCUGGAAGAAUUGGAAGAGACAGGUGAGAAUAGUUACUAUGGGGAGUUUGGGAGAAGAAGAUCUAGAAAAGCUUGUGAUCGAUUAUAUUGAGUCUUCGAUCAUCGUCCCCGGUCAUAUGGAGAAGUCUUCAACUGCUCUAGUAACCCUUCAGGAGAUACUUGGGUCGAAAGGAGAAAAGGAAAAGGAGAUGGAAGAGAAGGUUAAGUCGUUUAUCAGGAGAAGAAAAUUAUCAUACGAAGGAGACGAUGAGAAGAGAGAUGUGAUGAAAAGGAUUGUAUCUAAGUUCAGAUCUGAUGGUUACAAUGCUUCUAUCUAUAGAACCUCGUGGGAUUCUUCUUUUGAUCGCCGUAAAGGAUGUAGUAGAAUGUUUAGGUGUACGAGGAAGUACGAGUACAUUGAGGUCAUGGUGGCAAGUGAACAGGACGGUGAUGACGGAAGCAAGGAACGUCUGAUAAUUGAUCUUGAUUUCAAGUCUCAGUUUGAGUUAGUGAAGCAGACUGAAGGUUACAAAGACGUGACUCAGAUGCUUCCGACAGUGUUUGUGGCGACAGAGGAGAGACUCAAAAUAGUUGUUUCGUUGGUUUGUGGUGAGAUGAAAGAGUCCAUGAAGAAAGAAGGAAUGUCUAGACCUCCAUGGAGGACUACGAGAUACAUGUUAGCCAAGUGGCUACCUGAGAACCGUUUGACAGUCUCUGGUUCUAACACUACAAGAAAACGUAUCUUUACCGAGGAAGUUUAA